AUGGCUUACAACAGACAAGGGGAUGCUCAGAUGUUUUCUGACUCCUGCGACAUCGACAUCAUGGGGCUGAAUGAGAGGGAUAUCGACACCGACGAAGACAGCCAGCACCGUAAAAUAUGCUCGCCUGUGUGCCCGGUAGGUCGUGGAGGAGACGACAGUGAUGCGACUGAUGACGGUUCAUCCCCUAUCACGCAUCUGCACAAACUCGCGAGCAAGAACGAGCGCUAUGCACGGCGUUCUCAGCUCCAGCGCUACAAGCUGACACGAGAUAUUCCCGUGACAUGGACCGCACCGCCUCGCGUGCUCUGUGUGACCCGACGCCACCUUCGCAAGGGGAAAUAUGUCGACUUCCUCGGCGAGUACCACCUGGAUCUAAUUCAGGAAAACGGGGGCGCGGCCAUCAUACUCCCCCGAACUGCCUUGACAGCACCUGCACUGGCUGAGUACUUGCCUAUGGAUGGCUUGCUUGUUGUCGAGGGGAACGACAUCUCAGAUGAGAUCCUCAGCAAGUACGGGUGCUGCGUUCCACGCCGACUGGAUGGAGAGGAUGCCAUGAAAUGGGCCAGUGAUGCCGAGUUCGAUGUUUCGAAAGACGAGCUCGAGUUCGCGCUGAUGCGCUUGGCCCUUGACGCAGGUUGUCCAAUCCUUUCCCUCUGUCGUGGAUCUCAAAUGCUCAAUGUGCUCAGAGGUGGAACGCUGAUUGGUGACAUUGAGACGGAGGUUCCAGAUGCGCUCGUGCAUCUCAAGGAUGCGAGUGACCCCUCCUAUGAUAGUCACCGACAUCCAAUCAGAGUGUUGCCAGACACUCCUCUUGCAUCUUGGUUUGAGAAGUCUCUUGUUGACACCGACGAGCUUCGUGUGAACUCUUAUCACCACCAGGCAGUGCAAACACUUGGGAAAGGCUUGAAGCCCAUGGCCUAUGCCCCCGAUGGAGUCCUCGAAGGCUUCUAUGACUCUCGCUACAAUCCAUCAAAAGGCCGCUUUGUGAUUGGUUUGCAGUUCCACCCCGAGCGUAUGAUGGGGGACUAUCCCGGAUGCAAGAUUGUUUACGAGGACUUCUUGACGGCUUGCAAAAAUUUCAAGAACUCCGCAUGA
Molecule: messenger RNA, 1095 nt
Organism: Symbiodinium sp. CCMP2456
Lineage: Eukaryota; Dinophyceae; Suessiales; Symbiodiniaceae
Source: the annotation of a GenBank genome assembly